Messenger RNA from Coregonus sp. 'balchen', 22479 nucleotides. Lineage: Eukaryota; Metazoa; Chordata; Actinopteri; Salmoniformes; Salmonidae. The record is from the annotation of a GenBank genome assembly.
CAAAGCUACUUCUUGAGGAGUGUGCUGCUCUGUUCCAGAACUUUAUUCAGUUUGUAUGCAGGACAGGACCGUGUUAUAUUCAACUGAAGUUUUUCUUUUUGGUACUCCACUUUUUUAAAAGAGGAGAAUAGACCCUACAUUAUUAAUUGUUAUUGUCUAUGAAAUACAUAUUAGGCUACUGGGGAUUUUAAUUUGCAUUUUAGAACGAGGUGCAACUUCCACUGACGAAGAUCACUGACUUGCACAGGGGAGACACCGAAAGGUAAUAUUCAAUUUAACAAGUCUGGUUAUCGGCACCAUACCAAUUAUUAUACACUUAAUAUGAUUAGGCUACCAUUCUUACACGAACACUUUGCGUACUAACGUUGUAAUACAUUUAUAAUAACUUAGCAUUGUUUUACCUAGUCGCAAUAGAUGAACUUUCAACUUCAAAGGUCCUCAAUCUGCUUACUCUUUCUGAGCGAUUGAUCGAUACAUCGACAGGGCUACCCAAGUCAUACAAUAACAGGUGACGGCUGAUUCUGUCAAUAUAUGUCUUGAUUCCAAUCAUGUAAUGAAAAUAAUCAACCCACAUAUAUUUUUUAACUGAAGGGAGAUUUUGGGCUGUCAAAAAGCCUACACACGUGCACGGCUGAGCGUCUAGAGACAGGUGUCCACGGCGGAGGCGGUUUUCCGUUUGUUGCUGACGAAGCAAUACAUCUCAAUUGUCAAACGUAUAGAAUUAAAAUAUAUUGACUGAAUGUAAUAACUUGUAUACUUAGGCUGCUAAUCGCUCUAAAGCUUAGUCUAAACAACUAUUUCGUAUUUAUUUAUUUAUUUGAAUAGCCUAGUCUACCACAUAGGACUUUUAAUUCAGCAUAUAGUUUUCACAAUUUUUCCAUAGAAAAUACUAUUAAAAACAGACAUAUCAUCUCUCCUAGUCUUAUGUAAAAAAAAGUAUUUGCAUUGUAAUAGGUUUCCCAAUUAUUGAAGUGUCAAUUAUGAAGGAAAAUGUAGCCUAAGCGCAUGCCAUUUUUUGUUGACUUAUUAUAAACAUGUCUUGUGUGAUUAUUAUUACAUUAUAUGUAGAGAAAAGUGGCAAUCAUAUACAAGACAUUUGCAAAAAUGUUGACAUCUGUAUGCUAGUUCACAGUAGAAAAUGUUUCGCUUAGUCUGUCCUCAAGUUUGGGCUUAAUGCGUUUUAUUUUUACACCUGAACUAUGAGGACAUUGUCCUCUUCUGAGUCAUACAGUGCCCUCAGAAAGUAUUCAUAACCCUUGACUUAUUCCAAAUUUUGUUGUGUUACAGCCUGAAUUCAAAAUGGGUUAUAAAUUGAUUGUUUGUUCUCACCCAUCUACACACAAUACCCUAUAAUGACAAAGUGAAAACAUAUUUGUAGGAAUUUUUGCACAUUUAUUGAAAAUUAAAUACAAAAAUAUCUCACUUAUAUAACUAUUCACACCCCUGAGUCAAUACAUGUUAGAAUCACCUUUGGAAGCGAUUACAGCUGUGAGUCUUUCUAGGUAAGUCUCUAAGAGCUUUGCAUACCUGGAUUGUACAAUAUUUGCACAUUAUUCUUUUUAAAAUUCUUCAAGCUCUGUCAAGUUGGUUGUUGAUGAUUGCUAGACAGCCAUUUUCAAGUCUUGCCAUAGAUCUUCAAGCAGAUUUAACUCAAAACUGUAACAAGGCCACUCAGGAACAUCCAACGUUGUCUUGGUAAGCUACUCCAGUGUAUAUUUGGCCUUGUGUUUUAGGUUAUUGUCCUGCUGAAAGGUGAAUUUGUCUCGCAGUGUCUAUUGGAAAGCACACUGAACCAGGUUUUCCUCUAGGAUUUGGCUGUGCUUAGCUCUAUUACGUUUCUUUUUAUCCCCCCUAGAAAACUCCCUAUAACAUGAUGCAGCCACCACUAUGCUUGAAAAUAUGAAGAGUGGUACUCAGUGAAUUUGCCCGAAUCAUAACACUUUGUAUUCAGGACAUGAAGUUCAUUUCUUUGCCACAUUUUUUUCUUACAGUUUUACUUUAGUGCCUUAUUGAAAACAGGAUGAAUGUUUUGGAAUAUUUUUAUUCUGUACAGGCUUACUUCUUUUCACUCUGUCAUUUAGGUUAGUAUUAUGGAAAGAUGCCUGUAAAUCAAAUCAAAUCAAAUUUUAUUUGUCACAUACACGUGUUUAGCAGAUGUUAUUGCGGGUGUAGCGAAAUGCUUGUGCUUCUAGCUAUGACAGUACAGUAAUAUCUAACAAGUAAUAUUUAACAAUUUCACAACAUAUACCCACUACACACAAAUCUAGUAAGGAAUGGAAUUUAAGAAUAUAUACAUAUAUGGACAAGCAAUGACAGAGCGGCAUGGAUUAAGAUACAGUAGAUAAUUAUAGAAUAGAAUACAGUAUAUGCAUAUGAGAUGAGUUGUGUAAGAUAUGUAAACAUUAUUAAAGUGACUAAUGUUCAAUUUCUUAAAGUGGCCAGUGAUUUCAAUAGGCAGCAGCAUCCUCUAAUGUGCUAGUGAUGGAUAUUUAACAGUCUGAUGGCCUUGAGAUAGAAGCUGUUUUUCAUUCUCUCAGUCCAAGCUUUGAUGCACCUGUACUGACCUCGCCUUCUGGUUGAUAGCGGGGUGAACAGGCAGUGGCUCAGGUGGUUGAUGUCCUUGAUGAUCUUUUUGGCCUUCCUGUGACAUCGGGUGCUGUAGGUGUCUUGGAGGGCGGGUAGUUUGCCCCCGGUAAUGCGUUCGGCAGACUGCACCACCCUCUGGAGAGCCCUGCGGUUGCAGGCAGUGCAGUUGCCGUACCAGGCGGUGAUACAGCCCGACAGGAUGCUCUCAAUUGUGCAUCUGUAAAAGUUUGUGAGGGUCUUAGGGGCCAAGCCAAAUUUCUUCAGCCUCCUGAGGUUGAAGAGGCUCUGUUGCGCCUUCUUCACCACGCUGUCUGCGUGGGUGGACCAUUUCAGUUUGUCAGUGAUGUGUACGCCAAGGAACUUGAAGCUUUCCACCUUCUCCACUGCGGUCCCGUCGAUGUGGAUAGGGGGGUGCACCCUCUGCUGUUUCCUGAAGUCCACGAUCAUCUCCUUUGUUUUUUUGACGUUGAGUGAGAGGUUAUUUUCCUGGCACCACACUCCCAGAGCCCUCACCUCCUCCCUGUAGGUGGUCUCGUCAUUGUUGGUAAUCAAGCUUACUGCUGUUGUGUAGGCUUGAUUACCAAUAAUGACAAGACCGCCUAUCUUUGUAGUGACUGGGUGUAUGGAUACACCAUCCAAAGUGUAAUUAAUAACUUCACCAUGCUCAAAGGGAUAUUCAAUGUCUGCUUUUUAUUUAUAGCCAUCUACCAAUAGGUGCCCUUCUUUGCGAGGCAUUGGAAAACCUCCCUGGUCUUUGUGGUUGAAUCUGUAUUUGAAAUUCACGUCUGAGGGACCUUACAGAUAAUUGUAUGUGUGGGGUACAGAGAUGAGGUAGUCAUUAAACAAUCAUGUUAAGCACUAUUAUUGCACACAGAGUGAGUCUAUGCAACUUAUUAUGUGACUUGUUUAGCACAUUUUUACUCCUGAACUUAUUUAGGCUUGCCAUAACAAAGGGAUUGAAUACUUAUUGACUCAAGACAUUUCAGCUUUUCAUUUUUAAUACAUUUGUAAAAAUGUCAAAGAGCAUCAUUCCACUUUGACAUUAUGGGGUAUUGUGUGUAGGCCAGUGACACAAAAUCUCAAUUUAAUCCAUUUUAAAUUCAGGCUGUAACACAACAACAUGUGGGAAAAGUCAAGGGGUGUGAAUAAUUUCUGAAGGCACUCCUCUUAUUUCAUCUCAGUUGACCUGACCAGACAUAACAAAAACAUAUAGGAAAGCAGACAGAGUAAACCUGGAAGCUGAUAGGUUUAUUUUAUUACCCUGACUGUCCAGUUUAGCAGUGACAUUUGACUGUAGAAAAUGACAUAUUCAGUAUAUCAGAAGUUCUGGAUUAUUUACACAGACACACACACACACUCUCUCUCUCACACUCUCUCACACACACACACUCUCUCUCACACACACACACACACACACACACACACACACACACACACACACACACACACACACACACACACACACACACACAGAGAGAGAGACACACACACAAUAAACAUACACUGAGCUUACAAAACAUUAGGAACACCUUCCUAAUAUUGAAUCGUACCCCAUUCUGCCCUCAGAACAGCCUCAAUUCGUCAGGGCAUGGAUUCUACAUGGUGUCGAAAGCAUUCCACAGGGAUGCUGGCCCAUGUUGACUCCAAUGCUUCCCACAGUUGUGUCAAGUUGGCUGGACGUCCUUUGGGUGGUGGACCAUUCUUGAUACACACGGGAAACUGUUGAGUGUGAAAAACCCAGCAGCGUUGCAGUUCUUGACAUACUCAAACCGGUGCGCCUGGCACCUACUACCAUACCCCGUUCAAAGGCACUUAAAUCUUUUGUCUUGCCCAUUCACCCUCUGAAUGCCAAACAUACACAAUCCAUGUCUCAAUUGUCUCAAGGCUUAAAAAUCUCCUCCCCUUCAUCUACACUGAUUUAAGUGGAUUUAACAAGUGACAUCAAUAAGGGAUCAUAGUUUUCACCUUGAUUCACCUCUUCAGUAUAUGUCAUGGAAACAGCAGGUGUUCCUAAUGUUUUGUUCACUCAGUGUAAUUAUGUUCUGUAUUAAACAUUAAUAGAAUACAAUCUCACCUGAACCUCCAACAGAUAAUACAUGUCUACAAAAUGUCCCCUGAUGGCAGACAUGAGGUUAGGUUGGCCAGUGGUGGUUUGCACCGUACUACUCUUCUCUCAGACAUAUUUAAUUUGAGUUGAAGACCUUUUUUCAGAGGGUCUGAAACUACUAGAACUGGGAACAUUUGUGUUCUCACUCUAUGAACAUGUAUAACCCAUAGUAUAGUUUUAGCUUGAUAUAUUUGUUACUUCUCUAAUAGUGCAACUUUCAAUGAACCACUGCAUUAUAUUCAGAGGCUAAACUUUGCAAUCCACCAGCACUUCAGCAGCAUUUCGGGAAGUUGAACCAUAUAGUUUUAUGUUGCAGGGAUGCUAGACUAAAGUCUUGCGGAACGUCGAAAGCCAAAACUAAAACACAUGCAUCUUUGUCUUCAUAUUUAACUCUGUAUAAUUGUUGUACAUUCUCAAAUUUGAUCAGUAAUACAUUUUAUCUAUUUAUUUCCACUCAACUUUCAUUGUAAUACAUGUGUUAAAUAUAUAAUAUGAAUCAUGCCUGUUUCAAAAUCAAUGUAUCCUCUAAUUCAGCAUUUAUACAUAUUUAUUAAAUUCAUAAUGGCUCAUUCAUUAAAUCUAUUACAAAGUGUUACCUAAAAUAAUGUAAAAAUAAAUCCCUCCAACCGAACAGUAUAAUCUGUGUUAUUCCAUUAGGAUUUAGAAGAGGUUAGAAGGAGAGUAAGCACUGUGGUACAGCUGUAGUGCUCUAACUUAUUGUUUCUUUAUGAUACCUACAGCUCUCCCCCAACUAUGGAAACAGAGGCCACUGAUGGAUACUCUGCAAGUAGGUCAACUCUUCAUUCACUCUCUAACCAACAUAAUAUUGACAUGUAACUCUUAAAAGUCUUUAAAAGGUUUGUGACAUCGUGUUUUAAGUUGCGCAUGCUGGAUGUGUCCCUUAUUCGCCAUUUUAUUUUUUAUGUUUUUUAUGUGUUUUUAUGGUCUUUCUAAUCAAUUUUCCACAUUUGGAGGCCCUUUUGUCAUCAUUUUGGUUAUAAUCCAACUGGAACUAGUAUUUAGUCCAGUCUCCUCUCUCCUUUAUGGUUGUUUCUGAGAGUUAUUGAUUCCUAAAUUGAUUUUAUGCUAAAGCAAUCAGACAUUUGAGGAUGUCAUGAUGUCGUGAUGUUUUGCACAGCUGUGUUAUGGUCAAAGGUACGGGCAAUCAGACAUUUGAGGAUGUCAUGAUGUCGUGAUGUUUUGCACAGCUGUGUUAUGGUCAAAGGUACGGGACAAGGCUGAGGCCACACAUUUUUUAAACUAAUACAGUUGACUCUCAUACAGAUAUGAAAGUGGAUGCAAGGAUAGGGGAACGUGUUCCACGCAGCUGAGAUGAGGAAGCCAUUCUGCUUUACUAAUCCGAUAAGAGGAGAGAGACACGAGCUGCAUGUGUUCUGAUCCUGUAAAAGGGCCAACUACUUCUUGGCUCUCCUAGAGAUGUCUUAUCAGUAGGGUGGUGCUGUACCAGGUACAGUGGUACUUCCCUCCUCUUUCUCCCCUCCACAGAUUCCCUCUGAUAGAACACAUUGAUAAUCUGGAGUUUGACAACUCCUUGUUGCAGGUGUUGAAAAUAGUUUUGGGAUGAGUUGAACAAAAUAUGAAUGUUAUAGUGUGAAGGAAAAAAGUAUGGUACAGUGAGGAUAUAGUGUGAAGGGAAAAGUAGGAUGAAGUAGGAUAUAGCCAUUAUAGCGCCCUCUGCUUUUAUUUACAUCGCUGAAACACAUCUGUUUUGAUUCAUGUUUGAAGCAUACUGCCAUAACUCCUCUAAAAUGUUAAAGGAAAUCUGAUGAAUGAGAUCUCUAUCUCUUACAGUGUGGAGGGAUGGUCUGGAGGUUGAGGGUUUGACUGGAAAAACCAGAUCCUUGCUCCUGCCUGUGCUGCCUGUGUGUUUCCAACAAGCCACAAUGGCGAUACUUUCAGGGAAAUAAUCCUGCACAGUUUCAAACCUCUUGUUUUAAAUUGAAGUCGUUCCAGUUUAUCUGGCUCAUUAAAGUGCUCCCCACUUGUAAAGUACGGUAUACAUUUAACCAGCCGACCACAUUUCGCUGAUAAUUUGAUGCAACACGUUUUCAACUCACUUAUAAAACGUCCUACAGAAGCCAACAUGUAUAUCAUGGCUUGUUCUCUCUUUGCCAUUUUCAUAAAUGUUAUUUUCCUUUUGACCACGCCACCUACACAUGGAACGAUCCAUAUCUGAUGCGUUACACACAUCGUCUUCCUCCAGUUAAGCCUCCCCUGUCUAUACAAGUCAUCUGGGUCUGAUGCACAGACAUUUUGUGGUGGUUCAUACAGUAUUGAGUCAGCUAAUGAAUGGUGCCAAUCAAAGCUCAGAUUUUGACUCAGCAGACUGUGCGUGUGUGUGUGUGUUUUGUAUGUGUUGUCAGCCCCACACUCCUCAAUCUGGCCCACGGGUUCCAGCAUGCAUCACUUCGGGAGCAGCGAGCAGCAAUUUUAAGUAUUGUAUGAGGAAUAGCAGAUGAUGAACAAGUUUGAGCUAAAUGCCAUUAAGGUUUUCAAUAAUAAUUGCAAAUACAUGAAACAUAGGACCAUCAACAUUCAGGUGCUACUAGUACACACCAUCUAUGAGCCACACUACUGUGCCUUUACCUAACCUGAUCGACCACACAGAGCCGUCAUGGCAUCAACACAACACAGUAAUGGAAAAUCCUGUCGUAUCCUGUCAUAGAGCGACUCCUGUCUCUACGACAGACAGCACUGCCAAGGGAUAGCCGCCCGUCGGUCACCUGAGAUUUCCUCCAACCCCACCAUGGCGUGCAACCUGACACCAGACCCAGGGAUUGUGGCAUCAUGGUCAUGGACCGCGACUCCCAGAGUGCCUCACUCAGCAGCAGCCAAUCACAACAAUGGAACACUAGUCUACCACAUAAAAUACUAGCAUUUUGUUUUAGUCUCCAUGGGGGAAGCAUUUACGAAGAUUAACUGUUGGACUGAGGUGGCCAUUCUCUCUAUGACAUCUCCGGUACUUUCCUGUAAAAUGUGCUAGCUGGUAAAGUGUUAUCUUUUCUGUGGUCUGGCUCCUGUGGGAUUUGACACCUGGGUCAGUGGAGGUGCUGCUGUUUUGGCUGAGAGGCUCCCAUGGGGUCAGGCUGUAUAAGGGAUUGGACAGUGCUCCCUUUGAGUGGACAGGACAGCUAUCUUAUAGCCUUACCCGUGUGUCAGGAAGGGUGCUGAGAGGAUGCAACCUGAUCUGGAAGUCUUGUUGAGGAACUAGCAACGAGUUGCAAAGAUCAGUGUGGCACUGUGUUAGAUUAGGGACUUACACAGCAAAUGGGCCAGUGUUACCUAGUGUUGAUUUUUCAGUGUUGAUUCAGGUGUUAAAAUGAACUCUGUUAGUGUUAAAGUAAUGCUCAGUGGUCUAAAACAACCCCAGUGUUGGUGUUAAUAACCAGAGUUGAGUGUGAGAGUGUGAUUGUGUCAAUUUUACUCUGUGGAAAGUAAAACAUUCCCAUCAAAACCAUGCAGAGGUGGCACCACAGUUCCCAGAGUGGUGUGGCAAAAAGAAAUCUGUUGUAAAAAGGUUUACUAUGGGCUAUGAUGGGACGAGAGGUUUUCUAAUCAGGUCACAUGGUUUAAAAAAACUGCUGGAAAGACCUGUCCUUGGGGAGGAGGAAAACCCUGUCAAACUGCAGGAACCUUGUACAGUGAGGGAAAAAAAGUAUUUGAUCCCCUGCUGAUUUUGUACGUUUGCCCACUGACAAAGACAUGAUCAGUCUGUAAUUUUAAUGGUAGGUUUAUUUGAACAGUGAGAGACAGAAUAACAACAAAGAAAUCCAGAAAAACGCAUGUCAAAAAUGUUAUAAAUUGAUUUGCAUUUUAAUGAGGGAAAUAAGUAUUUGACCCCUCUGCAAAACAUUACUUAGUAUUUGGUGGCAAAACCCUUGGCAAUCACAGAGGUCAGACGUUUCUUGUAGUUGGCCACCAGGUUUGCACACAUCUCAGGAGGGAUUUUGUCCCACUCCUCUUUGCAGAUCUUCUCCAAGUUAUUAAGGUUUCGAGGCUGACGUUUGGCAACUCGAACCUUCAGCUCCCUCCACAAAUCUUCUAUGGGAUUAAGGUCUGGAGACUGGCUAGGCCACUCCAGGACCUUAAUGUGCUUCUUCUUGAGCCACUCCUUUGUUGCCUUAGCCGUGUGUUUUGGGUCAUUGUCAUGCUGGAAUAUCCAUCCACGACCCAUUUUCAAUGCCCUGGCUGAGGGAAGGAAGUUCUUACCCAAGAUUUGAUGGUACCUGGCCCCGUCCAUCGUCCCUUUGAUGCGGUGAAGUUGUCCUGUCCCCUUAGCAGAAAAACACCCCCAAAGCAUAAUGUUUCCACCUCCAUGUUUGACGGUGGGGAUGGAUUGUUUUCUUGGUGACUAUGGUCCCAGCUGCCUUGAGAUCAUUGACAAGAUCCUCCCGUGUAGUUCUGGGCUGAUUCCUCACCGCUCUCAUGAUCAUUGCAACUCCACAAGGUGAGAUCUUGCAUGGAGCCCCAGGCCGAGGGAGAUUGACAGUUAUUUUGUGUUUCUUCCAUUUGCGAAUAAUCGCACCAACUGUUGUCACCUUCUCACCAAGCUGCUUGGAGAUGGUCUUGUAGCCCAUUCCAGCCUUGUGUAUGUCUACAAUCUUGUCCCUGACAUCCUUGGAGAUCUCUUUGGUCUUGGCCAUGGUGGAGAGUUUGGAAUCUGAUUGAUUGAUUGCUUCUGUGGACAGGUGUCUUUUAUACAGGUAACAAGCUGAGAUUAGGAGCACUCUCUUUAAGAGUGUGCUCUUAAUCUCAGAUCGUUACCUGUAUAAAAGACCUGGGAGCCAGAAUCUUUCUGAUUGAGAGGGGGUCAAAUACUUAUUUCCCUCAUUAAAAUGCAAAUCAAUUUAUAACAUUUUUGACAUGUGUUUUUCUGGAUUUUGUUGUUGUUAUUUUGUCUCUCACUUUUCAAAUAAACCUACCAUUAAAAUUAUAGACUGAUACUUUCUUUGUCAGUGGGCAAACAUACUAAAUCAGCAGGGGAUCAAAUACUUUUUUCCCUCACUGUACUUGUUCAUAUUAAUUAUGUUUAAAAAAAGGUUCAAAUAUAAACCAAAUUUGAUCCCAUUCACCUUUUUUCACAAACAAAUGGGCUAUAAAUACACAACCUUACUGCUUUGUUUACCCUGGCCAGUGGCACAGGGCGUAUAGUAGGCUAGACUAUGCAGCUGCUGUUGUUAGUAGCCUGCAGUUGAUCAGACUGAAAAAUAGUAUUGUUUCAAUGCAAUACAGCAUGUCAGAUCACUAAUGUUUAGGUGUAUAGUUUUUGCUUGUGUCUGUCGAGACUGAUGUGUUAUCACGCUUGCUAAAUAAAUAGAAAGUAAUGCGCACCUUGAUCUUUGUGCCUUGUUCCUGGCCUGUGCGACCUGCAAUUUCCGUGAAAAUGAUUGGUCAAGAACCGCAAAUAGCCUGCAGCAGCACUCCAAUGUGAAGGACAGAGAAAUUUUGCGUGAGUUGACAAAUCAUGAGGCAAAUCGGUUUAUAAAACAGCAUUUUGCCCAUCUUUUUAAUGUUUUGCAUUGAUAUAUUUUAUUAAACUAAAUCAAAAGUGAUUGAAAAGUGCUGUGGCAAAUGUCACCUUGCCACAAGUUUGCCGGCGGCCUUGAAACCACGGCCAUCAUUAUAAUAUUUUCCAGCAUGCUCUCCUGCAGGUAGAUUUUUUUUAGGAUUGUUUUUAUUGAUUUAUUUAUUAUGCUACACAAAGAUAAAUUACAUUUGUCUAAACUAAUCCAAUCAGUUAGUUAGAUUUAUAGCACCCAUUACUGAAAUGGUUGUUCCAGUUUAAAUGGUUUAGGUAGUCUCCUUUAUUGAAUUUUCUAUUUUCUAUCCCCCCAUUUUAGGGGACCAAAAGUAUUGGGACAAAUUCACUUACUGUAUGUGUAUUAAAGUAGUACAAAGUUAAGUAUUUGGUCCCAGUAUUUGGAUAAUCCUGAAUAAAUCAUGAAUAAAGAUGAGUGAGACAUUUAUGAUCAAAUUUGAUCAAUGUAGAUGAAAAAGUUAUUUUUCAUUCUUUGGUCAUCAUACUUUGAUCUGGUUUCAUCCAAAUAUCAUCGAUUUUCAGGAAAAACAUGAUUUUGACUGUUCAUGACCUUUAACACAAUGCUCACUUAACCCAGAAGUCUGCCGUACCAAUAUGUCGGAGGAAACACUGUUCAAUUGACUAGCGAAGUCAGCUUGCAGGCACCCGACCCGCCACAAGGAGUCGCUAGAUGAGCCAAGGAAACCCCCCCGACCAAAACCAGACGGUGCAGGGCCAGUUGUGUGCUGCUCUAUGGCGCGCCCGGUUACGGAUCAAACCCCAGGCUGUAGUGGCGCCUCAGCAUUUCGAUGCAGUGCCUUAGACCGCUGCGCCACUCGGGAGGCCCAGCACCUUGUUAAUUUAACACUGAAAAGUGGACCCACGUAUACACACUGGCCCAGUGUUAAAUGUAACACUGUCAGUGUUGAUUCAACAUUGGAAAAUUUGCUGUUUAGGAUCCGGAACAGGGUAUCAUAAAAAUAGCCAUAUUGACACUGGAAUAAAUCUUAAGAUUAUCCCCAGGUAAUCAGGCGUUUAGUCACUAUUUUGGCAAGGUAUGAUUGCUUCAACUGACACCUAUCAAAUUCAAUGUGUGUGUGUAAGUGACUGUGUGUGUGUGUGUGUGUGUGUGACACUGUUUGUACAGAUGGAGUCGUAUGUACAGUAUGUAUGUGUGUUGUGCAGUGCAAUGCAAUGCAAUGCAGAGCGAUGUUCCCAGCUCUCUUGUUGUCUGUCUUUCUCCCAGGUAACGGAGACUGCUCUCCCAGGAAGACAGAGAACUCUAGAAUGUUGGUGGACCUGUCGGGAAACACACCCAAAGGACAGCAGCUCCAGCAUCCUAAUUCACCCACUGGUGAGUGGUUACUGAACAUAUGCGUGCACACAAACACAAACACACACACAUAUGCAUGGACGCAUGUAUGCACAGAUGAACACACACAAGAGGAUUAUGUGUGUUAAGAGAAACAGUUUAUUUUAUCAACUCAUGUCUUAACUGAAGGGUCUUGCAUAGUUCCCUUCCCCUAAAUGAACAGAAACAGGAAGACCUGAGGGUGCCAUUCUUCUGAUUGGCUUUAGACAUGUCACCAUGAGGUAGCUGAAGCAGAAAAGGGAAGCUGUUUCCCGCAGCAUCCCCCAGUAUUAGUACUCUGGUCCCAGAUCUGUUUAAGCUGGCUUGCCAACUCCUAUGGUCAUUCAUACUUAAUAGGAGUCGGCAAGACCACACAAACAGAUUUGGGUUUCAGGCUACAGUGUUAAAGAGGGAGAGAGUCUCAGAGGGAGAUAGUUCUCACAGACUACUGUGUUAAAGAGGGAGAUUGACUCAGAGGGAGAUAGUUCUCACAGAUACAGCCUGUGUCAUCCUGACCCGGAAGUUGCCUAACACCACUCCACUUCGACACCCAUUGUUGUAACAUAACACUGACUGACGCUGAAUUUCUUGUGUCACUGUACAAAACUACAAAACAUGUUUUGCUAUAUGUUUACAAUCAAACUAUUAGUAAGGUAGAGCAUUUUAACUACAUUUUUCGUUCACUUCAGCUAAAUACCGAUACAGCAUAACUAGCAAAACUAUGAGGGUAAUGUCAAUUAUGAGGGUAAUGUAAACUAUGUGGGUAUUGUAAACUAUGAGGGUAAUGUAAACGAUGAGGGUAAUGUAAACUAUGAGGUGUUCAAUACACAGCCAGGUAUGGGUGGGACAGGCUACCGAGCUCAGAUUUGCUUAUGAUGGCACUUUUCUAUUAGCUUGGAUACCUAAUUUCUCCUCCUUGGUAACAUGACCCAUGCUUUGGGAAUUUCUUUCUUUAUAUUUUAUUCAUCUGGGUUCUAUAAUAAACUGUUGUCGCAGCAACCAUCUCAAGUUCAGCCAGCUGCGACAACAGAGAGCAGAGCAGAGAGCUCAUCCUUUGUAUAUCCCACCUCCCGUACCCCUCGUCUGGGAGGAAAAUAUGAAAACCAAUAGAGCUCGUCACGAUCUGCUAGUUCCAUGUUGCCAGGAUACACUUCUGGAUGAUAACCUCAAUGUCAUGCUGUUAGUAAAAGAGGGUCUCCUUCAGUUCAGACAGGGAUAUAGAUAGAAGGGGGAAUAUUGCUAAAGAAAAGACUACAAUGUUGUUGCAGAGAUUGCCAUGUCAUUGCUGACAAUAGCAGGAGUCCUGAAUUGUAUUUGUCCUAUGUUGUGAGACAGAUGGAUGUUAUCAACCCUAUAGCAAUCACCACAGUGGACAUUGCUGUCAUCCUUAAAGCAAUCACCCCACACACUCCACUUGUGUUUAUGGAGUCUAGGAGCCUGAUGGGACAUGGGUAUGAGAUGGAUAUGGAUGUGAGAGGUUUGGGGCUAUUGCUCCGUCUCCUUGCAUACCCACCCUGUGAUCAUGGUCAGUCACAAAUCACAAACAGCUUUGUCUAGAUGUUUGACACUGGGUUUACGGAUCAGGUUUUCCUGACUGCAGCAGAGGAAUGCAAGGAGUCACCUUCUGCUCAUGUUCAACCUUAAAGGUCCCUGUAGCCUAUGUUCAACCAUAAAUGUCCCUGUAGCCUAUGUUCAACCUUAAAGGUCCCUGUGUGCAAACAAAUGCAUUGUGUGGAAGAGCACAAUCUCUGAAUCUCUUAAUAUUAUUAUAUGGCUACGUGUGUGUGUGUGUGUGUGUGUUGUCAGUCACAGAUACUAGGAGUCCUGUGGCAGUAGAAAACCUUCCUGCCUUUAGUCAGUCAGCCAUCCCCCGCCCCGCCCCCAUCCCAUCCAUCCAGCCAGUCUCUAACCCAGCAGCAGUCAAGUGGAAAACCUCAGGGGCUCAGCAGCAGCACCUGUUUAGGCUAGGACAUUCCCCUCCCCUUCAUCCUUCCUCCCUCCCUCCUCUCCUCCCCAGGGACUGACUGGAAUUAGACAAGCCUGUUUCUCAUCUCUCCCUCCACGAAUCGCUAAUGUUCAGAGCAUGCCACGUCACUACACACAGUCCAUUCCUGAGAGUAACCAAGUGUAUCUCUACAUAACAUGUUUACUGUGUGCAUUCCCGGAGUAUCAGGUUUAAAAAUAGCAGUUAUAAUUGCUUACAAUUAAAAUAGUGUAAUUGUUAGUCAGAUGUGGAGAGUCCCUGUCUCAGGGGGUUUAGCAUGAACUUUGCUAAUACUGUGAGUAUCAUUAUAUCACUUGUUUCUCCAGGGGAAAUUACAUGCAGAUUGUAUGACCUUAUUCCUAUCAAUGGAGGUAGUCAAAGAGAAACAGAUUUACAAGAUGUACAGUCCCAACCUACAGUUCCCACACCUAUUGAGUAAAAAGGAUCACCCACAAAAAUAAUCGCAUGUAAUUGGCCAAAAACCAUUAAACAGUAAUUUGAUUGGUCAUACCGGUCUCUUCUAGAAAACACAGUCAAACAGGAAGAUGAGACAGAAGAUGAAGGGGACAGGAGGACCACAGCAGAGGACAUGGGCCAAAGCGGGGAAGAGGGAUCAGGAUUGGAGGAGCCCAUGAUUGACAGCCCAAACAACCUACAGGAUGGGGUCCCUGGGUCAGAAGGUUCAUGUGACCCAGGAACUCAGCUGCCCAAUGGUAAAUGUUUCUCUAAAGUUGUUUCCCCUUAUGUCCCUUCUACAGUAUAUAGCCUAAACCUCAUGUACGUUAUAUUGAACACCAAUGACACAAUAUUCUCUGAUGUAUCUAAGGAUUGUCAAUGUUUUACCAUUAACAUCUAACAAACUGCAAAAACCUGUUAGUUAUAUGUUAAUAAAUAACGGAUAAAGGAUACUUCACGUUGUAACUCCGUAUGAGAUAUGUAUUUUACAGACUAAAGCAAUUGCACGUCUCUUAUCCUACGAUUGAAAAAUAUAUAUAAUACGUGAGUCAGAACAUGCUUAUUUUUGUGUCAUUGGGUGUGGAGGUGGAAAGCUUUGCUGUGUUCUAGAAGACAAUUGUUGAGCCAGGGAAAACAUCCCAGGAAUCCUCCUCAACCUGUUCCCUUAACUGACGUUAUUACUGUGCCUCGGUCUUCAUAGAUUUAGGAUCAGAUUUUCUAAAGUUGGGCUGCAGAUCAAGAGAUGAUCAUCAUGAUGAUGAUGAGAUUGCUGUAGUCUAGUUGUGAACCAGGCAAACUACGUACAUAGAUUCAUACAAACAAACACUCACCAAUGGUAAAGCUGGGCACUAAACGUGUACAGCACAUUUAGCAAUGCAAGACUAUAAGACACAACAUAAGACUCCCUAAACCGUCUUCUGUCUGAAGACACUUUGACAGCAACGCUUAAACAUAAUACUUUAACUUAUAGAUAUGGUGGUGUGUGUGUGUGUGUGUGUGCGUGUGUGUGUGAUUGUACCACCUAUAACCAUACAUCGGGCCUGGUUAGGGAUGGAAACAUUGUAUUUAUGCCCCUGCUGUACUGUGUGGUGAUAGAAAGAGCAAAAGCUAUAGUAGACACGCAGAGCGAAUAGGACCAGAGCUAUUAGGAUUGAGAUCUAACACCUCAUCUCACCACACUCUAUUUCUGGAGAUAUAAAUAUCUCUGUAGUUACAACAGUAGGUUCUAGUUCAAAUGUAUCACUAGUACACAGUGCACAUCAGAAACCACCCGGUAGUGUUUUUCUCUGCACUGAAAAUCCUCCUUGAAAUAAUAUUGGCAACAUUUCUUAGUCUCAGCUAGGGUUUGCUGAAUUGAGCCUGAGGACGAGGUUAGCAAUUGACGAGGUUAGGAUUUGUUCACCUCCACAGUCCAGCCAUGUAUAGGUCCUAUGUAGCUGGUAGAGCAUGGCGCUUGCAACGCCAGGGUUGUGGGUUUGAUUCCCGUUAGGGGACCGGUACGAAACCCCCUCCCAAAUUAUGACAAUGUAUGCACUCCCUAUUGUAAGUUGCUCUGGAUUAGAGUGUCUGCUAAAUGACGUAAAUAUUUUACUGUUGCAAUGUGUUGAUUGUUGCUGUAAACCUCAAUUUCUGUCUUAAGUUUGUUCGGUCCAAUAUCCCAGUGAAAAUGAGACUUGGAAGUGUGGCAACUCAAGACUAGGUAGCUGGGGCGCUGUGGUUAUUGUGUGUUGCUGAUCUGGCUCUAUGUAAAAGGGGGACUGUGAGUGAUGAGAGCCUGCACUUCCUGUGCCCCUUCAAGGAAUAGGCCCUUCCAGUGUAACACUUCCUGUGCACCUCUCAACUGAUAGGCCGUUCCAGUGUAACACUUCCUGUACCCCUCUCAGCUGAUAGACCGUUCCAGUGUAACACUUCCUGUGUCCCUCUCAGGUGAUAGGCCGUUCCAGUGUAACCAGUGUGGCGUGUCGUUCACUCAGAAGGGCAACCUGUUGAGACACAUUAAGCUGCACACAGGGGAGAAGCCCUUCAAAUGUCCGUUCUGCAGCUACGCCUGCCGCCGUCGUGACGCACUCACAGGCCACCUACGCACACACUCAGGUCAGCCUCUCUGCCCCCUCUCUUCUUCUUUCAUUUCUUCCUUCUCUUUUUUUUCUUGUUCUUGUCCUCUUCUUCCUCCUCAUCUUCCUCUUCCUCCUCAUCUUUGUGACUCAUUAACUCACCUAUAUCCUCGGUCUUGAGUCAUGCUUGCUUUAACUUUUUUAUUCCUGUGGUUACUCCUGAGUAUUAUAUCCUGGUUUCAAUAACUUCUCAACAUCUCAAAUAGUCAGACUAUGUUGAUGCUAUAGAACUGUCUCGAUGUAACUAAAAGCAUGAUCUGGUCUGACCUGUGUCUAAGUUUGUUUGAGACAGAUUAGCAACAGUCCCCAUAAAUAUCUAACCCUGACAGGGUUUCUCUUUGUUGGAUGGAUGCAUCUCUGAAGCUUUUUUUGCAGACACAAGGGCUGUGGUUAGGCACCCAGGACAUGCUGUCUCCUCAGAAAGGAACUUUCUGUUCUCUGUAGAUAUAUGGGGAGACCAGAGAAAUGCUGUGCUGUGUUGCUCUAGCUGUAACCCACUUUCCUAUCUCUGCAUCAAAGACUUCUCUCUCUGUGUUCUCCCCAGCCUUGUGUUUGAGAUACAGGACAGACAACAGUACCACGUCAUCUCUAGUGUUGUCCUCCUAGAAGUACUCAAAUGCAGCUACCCAGCACCAGAGGGUCAUUCUCUCUGUCGCUUGUCUGUGUUUCUCUCUGUCUCGUUCAUUCUCUUUUGACCUUUUUCUUAUUUUCACUUCCUGUUUUUUUAGGCUAAAUUAAUUAUUCACUCUCCUCUAGUCAGUGUAGGCGGCAAAUGAAGGUGUAGUAUGUAGUAGUACUGUAUGAAUCCCCUCUGCCCCUCAGCCUACCUACUGUAUGAAUCCCCUCUGCCCCUCAGCCUACCUACUGUAUGAAUCCCCUCUGCCCCUCAGCCUACCUACUGUAUGAAUCCCCUCUGCCCCUCAGCCUACCUAAUGUAUGAAUCCCCUCUGCCCCUCAGCCUACCUACUGUAUGAAUCCCCUCUGCCACUCAGCCUACCUACCUGUUUUUUUAGGCUAAAUUAAUUAUUCACUCUCCUCUAGUCAGUGUAGGCGGCAAAUGAAGGUGUAGUAUGUAGUAGUACUGUAUGAAUCCCCUCUGCCCCUCAGCCUACCUACUGUAUGAAUCCCCUCUGCCCCUCAGCCUACCUACUGUAUGAAUCCCCUCUGCCCCUCAGCCUACCUACUGUAUGAAUCCCCUCUGCCCCUCAACCUACCUACUGUAUGAAUCCUCUCUGCCCCUCAGCCUACCUACUGUAUGAAUCCCCUCUGCCCCUCAACCUACCUACUGUAUGAAUCCCCUCUGCCCCUCAGCCUACCUACUGUAUGAAUCCCCUCUGCCCCUCAACCUACCUACUGUAUGAAUCCCCUCUGCCCCUCAGCCUACCUACUGUAUGAAUCCCCUCUGCCCCUCAACCUACCUACUGUAUGAAUCCCCUCUGCCCCUCAGCCUACCUACUGUAUGAAUCCCCUCUGCCCCUCAACCUGCCUACUACUCUACCUGAGCGUUGAAUGGAAUGUUAGGCACUCUUCUGUGGCAUAGGGAGUAGGUUGGCAUGACGUUCUCUUAUGAACAAGGCUGUAGUUGAAAGGGCUCUUCUCCUUUCUCCUCGCUCUCUCUCUGUCCCUCCCUGCCUCCUGGGAGACACAUGACACAAUGCCAGGAAACAGGUGAAGAAAUUGAGAGGGGAGAGAGACAGAGAAACAGAGAGAGAUACGGUGACAGGUGAAUGCUUUGAUGUAUUGUACAAUCCGAAGAGUAAGACAAGAGUCUAUUUUCCCUGUCACAGUGAAGUCACAGAUUGGCACUGCAUGGAUUGUGUUUACAGAAUCUGAACCCAUCACAAACACAUUGUUAAAUGACAAUAUCUAAUAAUUCCUAGAAUUGCUGUACAAAUGUGGUGUGCAUGUGAUUGGUUGUUCUUGGAAGUAUUUUAGAUGCUACAUUGAGAGCUAUGGGGUCACUCAUUUUUUACAUUACAUGAGACAAUAAAAGGUUUCUGAGACAAGAUUCAAUAGGUUCCUGUUUAUCACCCAAAUAGAUGCAGCCGACAGAGUCUAAAGGCUGAGAGGGUUGAGGCUAUUUGCAUGUUCAAGAAUAGCUGCUGAAAGCGGGAUUUGGUGAUACAUCCAACAUCUGCAAAAGGCCAUGUGGGGGAGGUUUUGUAAAUGAGUAGGUUGUGUGGUUGUGUGUGUGUGUGUGUUGCCUAUUCCAAAAUGAAAGUGUGACUGCCCAUUGCGGCUGGCUACAGUUAGCAGGUGCUUUGGCUUAGAUAAUUGGAGCCGACAGACAGCUCAGGCUGUUUUACCAUUACAGUGACAUUAUACUACUUUUGAUGUGGAGAGACUCAUAAGUAGAAUAUACCAAGCAUACUGUAAUGAUGAUCAUGACCUGUAAAUUACACGAUGAUACCAUUGCUAGUACUCCACUUUAAUGUUGAAACUAUCAUUGUCUUGUCAUUGUGUGUUACUCAAAGGUUACCCAUACACUAAACCAAUUGGCAUUCACAGACAACAAAAUUACUGAAAGACAGGUAACCUAUAGAGUAAUUGUUCCAUAAUCAAGUUUUUGAGAUCUGCUUCAAUAAACGUAAACCAGCUCUCUCUCACACACUCACCAAUAUUUGCAAAGAUCAAUCAAUUUUCAUAGACUUUGUGAAAUGUUACCCAAGUGUAUCUCUGUCUUACUUCCUUUGUAGCUCAGUUGGUAGAGCAUGGCACUUGUAAUGCCAGGGUAGUGGGUUUGAUACCCAUAAGUAAAAUGUAUUCACGCAUGACUGUAAGUCGCUUUAGAUAAAAGUGUCUGCUAAAUAGCAUGAAUCACUUCCCACCUCCAGCUGCUGAGAAGAAACACGCAUUGUUUAGGUCUAACAUUGGAGUUACUUUCUUCCCACUAAGGGAUGCAGAACACAUUGACUGGCUCUGUACUAGGCCUACAAGCCCAUUGAAUUAUGCCCCAUAGUAGUAAACAGAUAGUAGUAGUAAACCAGUUGGCGCCUGGAAGAUUUGUAACAGUUGUUCCAUGGGAAACGUCUGUAUUCGAGUUUCUGGUUUGUGUGAGGGAUCCCACUAGUUGUGGAGCAUCAUUACUCCAUAGCUCAUCAUAGCCCUCCUCUAUUUUCUGUGUUCUCCAUGGGUUCUGUGUGUUUACUACAACCUCCUAGAGUAGUAUUUCCCAACUCCAGUCCUCCAGUACCUCCAACAGCACACAUUUUUGUUGUAGCCCCGGACAAGUUCACCUGAUUCAACUCAUUGAGGGCUUGAUGAUUAGUUGACAAGUUGAAUCAGGUGUGCUUGACCAGGGUUACAACCAAAAGGUGUACUCUUGGGCGUAAUCGAGGACUGGAGUUGGGAAACACUGUCCUAGAGAGUUCACAUAGACUCUGUUAGCCACAGGUUCUUUGCGUUUACAACAACCUCCUAGAGAGUUCACAUAGAUUUGCGUCGCCACAAAAAGGCUUUGGACUAUUCCCACUCUCUCUCUGUCCGUCCAUCUGUCAAUUAAAUUAAUAUUUUUUUAUUUUGAUGUAAUUUCUCUUGUUUAGUGGGCAAACCACACAAGUGCAACUACUGUGGGCGGAGCUACAAACAGAGGAUUUCAUUGGAGGAGCAUAAAGAGCGUUGCCAUAACUACCUUCAGAGUGUUGCCAUGGAUCCCACCUCCAACACCGGGCCUUAUCCAGGUGAGUGUCCUGCUAUACGGUACAGCACUGUUGAUGGCAUAGAUGCGGAAACGUCUGCUUUCUGUUUGCCACUUUUCCGCACCUUGCACUUGCUGUUUUUAUAGUUGAUCAUUCAAGCAUGAAGUUCAAUUGAAGACCAUUUUUGUUUCUCUGUCUCCUUAUUGUGGAGUAAGUGCGAGUACCCUGUGAACUCUACUUAGUUAUUUUACAUUUAUAAACCAGCCACCUACUACCUACAAGCCUUGGUGCAGACCUUCAUUCUGCUUUUCUACACACACACACACACACACACACACACACACACACACACACACACACACACACACACUCCUCUGACCUCUGACCCCUAGGUGAGGUCCCUAAAGAGCAGAGGCCCCUGGCCGAGGCUGUUACCAUGGCAACCUUCGACCGCCCACCCGUCAUCGAGAGACUGCAGAGUAACAUGGGGAAGAGGAAGAGCACCACCCCACAGAAGUUUGUGGGUAAGAAUGAUCACUUCCUGUGGUGGAGGGCACCAUGAUAUGUUGACCCCAAGGACCACUAACUCACAAUUAUUCAUAGAAGCUUAUAUAAUUAUUGUAUUUAAAAGGACGAAACAUAAUUUGUCAUUUUUCUUUACAAUAACUAUUCAAAAUGUUUCAAUGUUUGAUAAUUAUUAAUGUGUUAUUAAAGGUAGACUCAGCAAAAUUACGUUGCCACGAGCAGCACCGGAGAUAUUGAGAUGAGCGAGUCACACACAGCAUCUGCACAUGCGCACGGCCGCUUCACGUGGUUCACAGCGUGGUUGCCAGGGCACCAAAAUAGCAGAGAAGAUGAGCCUCGCACUUCAACGCUCUUAGUUGUUACGGAAAUUGACCCACCAUACUGUUCACUUUCUGCAUCUACCUCAUAUCACUGAGUAUUUAGUGGGGUAUUUACGUAAUCUCAUUAUGUGAUUGAAUUGAACCUGUUCUGUUCUGUUUAUUUCAGUUUACAGUUUUGAUUGUUUAUGUUUUAUGUUCAGUUUGACCGAAAUGAAACAGGAUGAGUGUAUGCAUGCAAAAAAGGGAAUUGAAUUGUAUGCCUGGGCAGAGGUUUAACAACAAACAGAUGACCUUGAUUUAAUGUUAGAAAUGAACACACUAUUCACAGAUUGCAGCCUUUGGUUGGAUUGUUUUAGAUUUUCGAUUUUCUUAUCCACUGUAUUUCUCCAUUCAAUUAAAAUAAAUACUCAACCAUCAAAAACAUAUGUUUUGUAUUACGAAACAGUUGUUACAGUGUUGUAAACAUUUAGUUGGCAUGUAACUGGCAAUAAUUUUUGCAUAUUAGUGCUGAACACAAUUAUCUUGUUUGUGAGGUAUAAUUGACUGCACUAUUAGAUAGAGAAGAAGAGAUAGAGCGAGACACAGAGAGCAGAUGAGAGAGAUGAGGACAUGUUUUUCACUCUGUGGUUUUGUUACACCUGUAUCUCUGCCAUGGCUCUUAUCGAGAGAGGGGCAAAACAGUUCACCGCAUCCCUGUUCUGGAGGGGUUAAACAGUGCAUUCAGAUAGAUGGGGAUUUCCACUAUUAAACACAAAACCUCUGUGAUAACGCAAUAUGAAAAACAAGAUAAUGCUUAGCUUCUCAAAAGUGAAAAGGUUAAACUGUGACAGGCACUCAUAUUCAUAUACUAUAUAUUUACACCUGUAUGUAUUGUAUCUAGUCGCUAAACAUGGUUUCAAGAGGUGUCAUUCAACCAGACACUUUCUCUUAGUGUGAGCCCAUACAUGUGUGAGUUUCAUUGUGGUAAUAUGCCUGCUGUGCUCUGUGCAGGUGAGAAGAUGAUGCGCUACAGUUACCCAGAGCUGAGCUAUGAGAUGAGUCUGAAGUAUGAGAAGGAGGCAGAGCUGAUGCAGGCUCACAUGAUGGACCAGGCUAUCAACAACGCCAUCUCUUACCUGGGCUCUGACUCCCUGAGACCCAUGGUCCACCACCCCCACCCGCACGGUCCACACGGUCCACACGGUCCACACCCAUCCCUCACAAUGGCUGAGGUGGUACCCAUGGGCAACCCCCUCUUCCAACAUGUCUACCCCCUGGAACCAGGGCCGGGGCACCGUAUGGACCGACCACGCAGCCGGGACGCCCCACCUCAACCUUCACCUCUGCCACCUCUUCUUCCUGACUUUCCUCCCUCCUCCAACGGGCCCAACGCCCUCACCAGACCCAAGCAUCACCAUCCCCAGGGUACCAGAGAGGAGAGAGAGUGUCCUAGCAACAGUGGGCUGGACUCGGCCGAAUCCACCCGGAGCAGCCCACAGGAGAGGUUGGGUUACCACAGGAACCACAGGAACAACCCCUAUCCCCGACCCAGGUCCAGACCCAGCCCAACCAAUGGCGGCAGAGAGGAGGGGCGAGGCGGGGCUGAGGUGGGGUUGACAGCGGAGGUGGCCCGGGGAGAGGCGGCAGAGACGCCGAUGAGUCGGGACGGGGUGCGUGUGUUUGGGCGAGAGGGGCGGGAGGUGAGGGUGUUCCAGUGUGAGCACUGCUGUGUUCUCUUCCUGGACCACGUUAUGUACACCAUCCACAUGGGCUGUCAUGGUUACAGGGACCCGCUGGAGUGCAACAUCUGUGGCCACCGCAGUAAGGACCGCUACGAGUUCUCAUCUCACAUUGUCCGUGGGGAACACACCUUCCAGUAG